Molecule: messenger RNA, 3025 nt
Organism: Carcharodon carcharias (great white shark)
Lineage: Eukaryota; Metazoa; Chordata; Chondrichthyes; Lamniformes; Lamnidae
Gene: tbx15
Product: T-box transcription factor 15
Exons: 8
Coding region: 12-1823 (603 amino acids)
Biological process (GO): cell fate specification; positive regulation of DNA-templated transcription; regulation of transcription by RNA polymerase II
Cellular component (GO): nucleus
Molecular function (GO): DNA-binding transcription factor activity, RNA polymerase II-specific; RNA polymerase II cis-regulatory region sequence-specific DNA binding
Source: RefSeq, a predicted model, not a curated record
UUGUGCGGGCGAUGAGUGAGAGGAGGAGGUCUGCAGCUGCCCUCAGUUCAAGGGCUCACGCAUUCUCCGUAGAAUCACUGAUCGGGACAAAUAAAAAGAGGAAAAUCCAGGAAUGGGGCGAGAAGACCAUGGAACUGAGUGUGGACAGUAUAAGCCCGGAGUCGGAGCUUGCAGACAACGUGGAUUCAAGCCAGUGCAUGGAGGUCAACUCCGAGUCCCAGCUGAGCUCAGAUCAGGAGCAGAGCCCGGGGGAAGAAGGCGAAAGCCCAACCCAACAUACAGCCUGUUCAUACAGCUCUCCCGCAGAACUCACUCCCAACUCCACCACAUCUCUCCCAACUUCCUCCAUGGAUGAGAUUCAGAUGGAAUUGCAAUGUGUUGAUCUUUGGAAAAGAUUUCACGAUAUUGGCACCGAAAUGAUUAUUACCAAAGCUGGAAGGCGAAUGUUUCCGGCAAUUAGAGUGAAGAUCACAGGGCUGGAUCCUCAUCAGCAAUAUUACAUAGCAAUGGAUAUCAUCCCUGUGGACAACAAGAGAUACCGAUAUGUUUAUCACAGUUCAAAAUGGAUGGUGGCUGGGAAUGCCGAUUCGCCGGUGCCUCCUCGGGUUUACAUCCAUCCAGAUUCUCUAGCUUCUGGGGACACAUGGAUGCGACAAGUCAUCAGCUUUGAUAAACUCAAGCUUACAAACAAUGAGCUGGAUGAUCAAGGACAUAUAAUUCUUCAUUCUAUGCACAAGUACCAGCCACGGGUACAUGUGAUCCGGAAAGACUUCAGCAGCGAGCUUUGCCCAACCAAACCAGUACCCGGGGGAGAGGGUGUGAAAACGUUCACUUUCCCGGAGACCGUCUUCACCACAGUAACAGCAUAUCAGAACCAGCAGAUUACCCGGCUGAAGAUCGACAGAAAUCCGUUCGCAAAAGGGUUCCGGGACUCGGGCAGAAACAGAACUGGCUUAGAAGCCAUCAUGGAGACAUAUGCCUUCUGGAGACCUCCUGUUCGGACCCUCACCUUUGAGGAUUUUACCAACAUGCAGAAGCAACAAGGAGGGAGCACAGGAACAUCUCCAACAACUUCUAGCCCAGGAACUCCAUCCCCUUCAGCAUCUUCCCAUCUCCUGUCACCAUCCUGCUCCCCGCCUACUUUCCAUCUGGCCCCCAACACCUUUAAUGUUGGCUGCAGGGAGAGCCAACUCUGCAAUCUCAACCUCUCUGAAUAUCCAGCCUGUGCCCGUGGCAACAUGGCUACCCUGCAGAGUUAUCCUGCUCUAGCUGAGGGUGGCUACAAUCGAUUACAAGGUCCCAGUGCUUCUUCUCAACCACCAUCAGAAACAUUUGUUCCACAGAGGACUUCUUCAUUAAUCUCUGCAGUACCCACCCCUUCUUCUUUACAAGGAAACAACAAGAUGGAUGCUUACAGCAGUCAACUGCCACCAUUUACUGCUUCCCAAUUUCAAUACGUCAUGCAAACAGGAAGUCCUACCUCUAACACCUCUUCAUCUCACAUGUUUAGUGGUAGUCAUGUCCAACAGAGCUCCUACAAUGCCUUCUCAUUACACAACCCAUAUAACCUUUAUGGUUACAACUUCUCUGCCUCCCCCAGACUGGCAGCUGGCCCUGAGAAACUUAAUGCCUCCCAAAGCACUUUACUCUGCUCCUCUUCUCCCAAUGGGGCCUUCAGCGAGAGACAGUUCUUGUCCACGGGAAUGGAUGGGAUGCAUGUGAUUGGCUCCACUCCUUCCCAGCAGCCUCAGAAUGCGUGUGACACCAGACAAUAUGGGACUGUCCCAGGGAGUUCUUCACAAAUGUCAGUGCACAUGGUAUAAAAGCAAUAUUUAACAAAAAAUCUUUACCUGAGUUGUCCAUACACAUACAGCACUAUGCACUGGGCACUCUACAGCAAAUUGAUGUCAGCACCAGCAACAGUAAAAUUAUGUCUCCAAAGCAUAUUAUUACUAAUCUUCCUAAGUUAACUGUCCUACAAGCAGCCAUAAACCACUAAUCUCUGAAAUUGUAGUGAUAUUGGGAUAAGCAAAAACUUAGCUAAACUAUACAGAGCACAGAAGAUAAAAAUGAAAUUGGGUCUCUAUCAUUGUCUAGAAUUGCUGAUAUUUGCCCUUUUACACAGGUUACAGAGCAAAUACAUAAUUCUGUUUUUUCCAGAAACUGAACAAAUGCAUUGCAGCAACAGACAUAAUUUGCAAUGAAUGUGGACAAAAUAUGUUGUCCAGUUUUGAGGAAAGAUUGCUUACCUUUCUCAAUACUUGGGAGUAUUAUGUCCCAUUUUUGGACACUUACUGUGCUGAGUUCCAUAUUGAUGUGUUCAGAAUUGUCUCAUCAUGCAGUUGGAGAUACUGUAGUAUUUCAAGAAUGGCCCAUUCCAACAUCGCUUUGUGUAUAGGCCCUUAAUAGACGAACUUUGUUUUAAGUUUCUGAGAAACAAGCUCAUUUGUCUUUUUUUCCUUUUUCUUUUGCAAUUUUGCAAAACUGUAAUGUUGGCGAUUACAAUACCUAACUUGAACAAAGCGUAGAAAGUACAGUGUAUCUAUUUGAGUUCACUGUGAAGAAAAUGCAAACAUUUCUAAUCAAUGCUGAAGACAGAUAUACAUUUAGGAGUAACCUUGUUACUUCUAAAAAGCUCCUCUCAACCAACUGUGCACUCAUCCAGAUGGGGACAAUGCUGUGCAAGUGGCAAAGUACAAAAGUCAUUAAAUAACCCUUUUAGGUGAUAAGUGUAUUAGGCUGUCCCAUUGGGUGUGCCAUAUGAAGUAGCAGAAAGGCACACAAAAUUUGCUCAGUCGCUGGAUGUAUAGAACAACAUACCUUCACCAAAAGAAGAAUCGGCACUUAUCAAGAUGAUCACAGAACUUGGCGAACUACAUGCAAGGAAGCUCUUGACUCUUUUGUGCUGUUUGGAUUUGCUAAUCUAAUAUGGGAACUUUCUCUGGUUCAAAUAAUUGUGCCUGUAAAGAAGCAACCUCCUGUAAACUGAUCUGUAAAUCAAAUUAAAAAUGUGUGGGGAAUGAAA